Molecule: messenger RNA, 645 nt
Organism: Candida dubliniensis CD36
Lineage: Eukaryota; Fungi; Ascomycota; Pichiomycetes; Serinales; Debaryomycetaceae
Product: DNA-directed RNA polymerase core subunit
Exons: 2
Coding region: 1-645 (214 amino acids)
Biological process (GO): DNA-templated transcription
Cellular component (GO): RNA polymerase III complex; RNA polymerase I complex; RNA polymerase II, core complex
Molecular function (GO): DNA binding; DNA-directed RNA polymerase activity
Source: RefSeq, a predicted model, not a curated record
AUGGAUGAUACCGAUAGAGCAGUUUCUCGUUUAUUCAGAAGUUUUAAAACCGUUAAAGAAAUGGUUAGAGAUAGGGGUUAUUAUAUAUCACAAGAAGAACUUGAUAUGACAUUAGAAGAAUUUCGAUCCAAAAUUUGUGAUUCUAUGGGAACACCACAACGUAAACAAAUGUGUUUCCAAGCUACACCAACUGGUGAAACAUUAGAAAAAUUUCCUGAAACUGGUUCAUUAUGGGUUGAAUUUUGUGAUGAAUCAUCAGUUGGAAUUAAAACUAUGAGAAAUUUUUGUAUUCAUAUUACUGAAAAAAAUUUUUCUACAGGAAUAUUUAUUUAUCAAAAUUCUAUGACUCCAAGUGCUAAUAAAUUAAUUCCUACAGUUUCACCAGCUACUAUAGAAAUUUUCCAAGAAAAUGAUUUAAUUGUUAAUAUUACUCAUCAUGAAUUAGUUCCAAAACAUUUAAAAUUAAAUCAUGAAGAAAAAAAAGAAUUAUUAACAAGAUAUAGAUUAAAAGAAUCUCAAUUACCAAGAAUUCAACGAGAAGAUCCUGUAGCAAGAUAUUUAGGUUUAAAACGUGGUGAAAUUGUUAAAAUUAUUAGAAGAUCAGAAACUUCUGGUCGUUAUGCAUCAUAUAGAAUUUGUUUGUAA